Megalops cyprinoides (Indo-Pacific tarpon) is the source of this 1257-nucleotide messenger RNA. Its product is annotated as lysosomal thioesterase PPT2-A-like. The transcript has 8 exons. The record is from RefSeq and is a predicted model, not a curated record. Gene Ontology annotation, cellular component: lysosome. Lineage: Eukaryota; Metazoa; Chordata; Actinopteri; Elopiformes; Megalopidae. Gene Ontology annotation, molecular function: thiolester hydrolase activity. The coding region runs from base 207 to 1079 and encodes 290 amino acids.
GUGACUCAGAAAAAAGACUUGAAAAAGAAUGAUAUAUUCUACCAGCUAAUUCACUAGAUACUACCUCUGUACACGAAAUAGUCCGCAUCUCCAUAAUGUUUUGAAAAAAAAAAAGAGAUCUGAUCAAAAUCUUUUUAAAGAUUUUAUCAGUAAAGUACGCGCCGAAUUUCAUUGUAAUAGCAGGACUUAAUUGCCGUGACAUUAGUAUGAAGAACGGGUCUGUCAAAUUGCUGUCGACUUUCCUGGGUGUCUGCUUUGCAGUCGCGGUGGUCGGAUACAAGCCUGUCAUCAUCGUCCAUGGGCUAUUCGACGGCUCCAAAGAGUUCACGUACUUGGUGCGCCUCAUCAACCAAUCCCACCCAGGUACCAGUGUUUUGGUGAUUGACCUGUAUGACUACAAAGCCAGUCUAAAGGCACUAUGGAAGCAGGUGCAGGGCUUCAGACAGGCAGUCCUCCCCAUUAUGCAAAAUGCUGAGGAUGGCGUUCACCUCAUCUGCUUCUCCCAAGGUGGAUUGAUAUGUAGGGGACUGAUCUCUACUCUUCCUGACCACAAUGUUCACUCCUUCAUCUCUCUCUCUUCACCACAGGCAGGGCAGUAUGGAGAUACAGACUACCUGAGGCAUGUAUUCCCUACCUUUGUGAAGGCGCAUCUUUAUAAGGCCUGCUACAACAGCAUAGGACAAAAGUUCUCCAUCUGUAACUACUGGAAUGACCCCCAUCACAGAGAACAGUAUGUGAAACAUAGUGAUUAUCUUGCAGUACUCAAUAGUGAGAGACCAAACCCAAAUGCAACAGUUUGGAAGAAGACCUUCCUUCGCAUCAAAAAAUUGGUAUUGAUCGGGGGACCAGACGAUGGAGUCAUCACUCCAUGGGAGUCCAGCCAUUUUGGAUUUUAUAAUGACAACGAGACCAUCGUUGAUAUGAAGGACCAGGAUGUGUAUGUAAAGGAUGUGUUUGGGCUGAAGACACUGGACUCCAGAGGAGACCUGGUCAUAUGUGUGUUUCCAGGAGUGAAGCACACCAAGUGGCAUUCCAACGACAAAGUGUACCGUGACUGCAUUGAGAAGUGGCUCACAUGAGCCUGGUCGCUGUAGUUACACACUCAGAGAUACUACACACCCAUUACUGCAGAGAGAUGUACUGCACACACACACGCACACACAUACAAACAAACACAACCACAACAUACACAAACACACAUAAUCACAGAAUGUAAACUCACAAACACCUGAUUCUCACACCAACUUUACAUAAUUU